GAGCGGACGAACCGUCAUCAAGUAAUCUACACUUUUUGAGAUGUGACUCUACCAUUAACUUCAUGUAUUCAUUCUAGUCAACUUAACAUGCCUUCUCCUCCUCCUCUCCAUCAUUACCUACCGACACCGCCAAUGAUAACCCCAACUCCAUCCUCAUCACCUCAAUCACAAAUUGUCAUUCAACUCAACACAAUCCUCACAAUAGCAGCAGCAGAUUUCCCUCAUUUUUAUCCCUCAGACUUACCAACUCAAGCUUUUCAGCCCGUUUACAAUAUAUUCAACGACGGUUCCCUCGUAGCGCCCCCCUUCUUCGAUGACCUUUGCACCACCUACCUCGCACUCGUCAUCAUCGCCUGCCUCUUCACCGUAUUCGCAAGGAAUAUCUACACCUCAAUUGCAUUCAUAUGGUCCGGUAAAGUUCGCAAGAAGAGUCUCUUGUACACCGUAUUCUUCAGUCAACUUCUCGCAAUCCCUGCACUAUUACCUUUGCUUAUCGCCCAAUUUCACCCUGCUUUCGAUUGUCAACUCAUCUUACGCGUAACCGUCGCUAGCGGCGGAAUAUCCCUCUCUUUAUUGGUGCGUUCCACAAAUCACUUCUCUAUCCCUUCAUACCUCAUAUCUACACAGAUAACUGGUAUUCUAGGCGUCAAGGCUUACCGAUGCCUAGACAACUCUCGCUUAGUUCUAGUCGUCUUAGCCGCCCUCAGGAGUGCCGCACUUGUUCUCCUGGCUCUCGAUCUAGUCUCACUCCGUAGUCAUCGCAGUCUUGCAGGGCGCUGCUAUCGACCAUCUGAUUCCAUCUCAUAUGCUUUCAUAAUACUUUUGUUCGUCGAAUCGUUCUUCGUUUGUCUUUGCUUUCUUUAUGCUGUUUGGAAAUCCAAUGGCUCUGCCGCUGUCCGGGGCAGAAUCACCGUAUCACUUUCUCUUGACGAUGUCGCUGAUCCCCCUCUCGACACUCGGAAAGAGAGCAUCGAGAGUCACAAGACCGCAAACAGUCGCCGCGGCUGGUGGGACUAUGUUUCUACUGUAGACCAUCCUGGUCCCCUUUCGCCCAGAUCCCGCAGGACUCAGUCUCUCACCCAUGACCCGACUAUUCUCAUGGGCGCCCGAGACGGUCUUUUCAAGUUUCGUACAGGUGAAAGAGUACGUGAUGCGGAGAAUGUGCCCUCUAGACCCCCGCUGCCUACAGAAUUCCCUCUCACUCGCACAUCGACAGUCCGCGUGUCCACUACAAUACCAAAUAUUCACAACGACGCCCUCCCAAUUCCUCGGCGGUCUUCUUCUCCCGCCGUCUCGUCCAUAAGUCGCAUAAGUCGGUAUAUGCCUCGAGUGAAAUUGUUUAGAGAAGUCAUGAGAGAUGAAUUAUUCUACACUACCUUUAUCACCGCUUCCACCGUCACUUCCGUCAUAAUGACUAUAGUCGGUGUUAACAGCGCGGGCCCAGCCGACCAUGUGGCUUGGAUGGGUUUUGAUUGGGUCUUGAUUUCGUAUCUUGUGAUGCACAGUUUUGGUCGCGUCAUCCGCAGGCACGAAACCGAAGCCUUACUACAGCAGCCUAGUACUUGGCAUCGUAAUGUGCGUGCAAACCGCACUACCGCAGAGCUCGACGACGGGAGGGUAAGAGCUAACCGGUCUUCCUUUGGACGAUCAUUUCAAGUGCGCACCCGCCACUGUCCAAUAACUCGUCGGCAUGACGCUGCUGAAGGUUUAUGCGAUCCCUCCACCCGAUACAUGACGACUUCUCAUUCCCCAAGAGGAGAUACUAAUGUGUUCUCUCUACACAGAGUUGAUACCAGAAAUAAUACCGCCUUACCCACUCAUCCGCCCACCCCCGAAGUCGACUAUUUUCCCUCUGAUUCUUCAUCAUGUCAUAGAAGUGAUACUAAACACGCGGAGGAAAACAUCUUGGGGUACCGGUAUGAUGAUAGUUUACCUAGUUUACCACCACGUCCUCAUUCAGACGAUCAACAUUCAUUCCAAGCUAGUCCCAUUGUAAUAUAGAUACUGCACAUCCAAUUUACUUGCACUGCAAUAGAGCUUGUGAUAUGAGGGGGGGCUAAACUAUGACUUGGUCAGGACUUGAGCCUGGUGAUCUCUGUUAUUACAUCAAAAGAGGGGGAAAGAGGCUCUUUGCUUUGAG
Molecule: messenger RNA, 2140 nt
Organism: Suillus clintonianus
Lineage: Eukaryota; Fungi; Basidiomycota; Agaricomycetes; Boletales; Suillaceae
Exons: 6
Coding region: 88-2001 (637 amino acids)
Source: RefSeq, a predicted model, not a curated record